AUGAACAACAUCAUCAACAACAACAACAAAAGAAAUCACAACAACAAAGACAACUUCAAACAUUACGUUAUUAACAGUGUCAGGACCAAAAACAUCAACAACAACAACAACAACAUUGUUAACAAUGGCUUUAAAAAUGUCAUCAAAAACAACAGAAACAGCAACAACAAUAAUGACAUCAUCACCAACAACAACAACAACAUCCCAAACAAAGACAUAACGUCAAAUGAUUCCACUGCUUACAAUGAUGAUGAAGAGAAUAAACCUAACAUUCAAACCAAUAAUAUAAACAUUGAUAAACAUUCAGACACAGGCAACAACAACAUCAACAACAACAACAUCAUCAACAACAACAACAACAUAGGCAACAAUAAUCCAAAUAACAUCAACACAAAUAACAUCAACGUAAAUCACAACAUUAACCCCGUCAAAAAAUACAACCACCAUAAUGACGAAGAUAAAAUAAAACCUUCUUUCUUCAGAAAAGUCCAUAAAAACGAAAUAAAACAUUUCGAGACUGAAUACAAGCACAACAGCGCUAACAACAAAAACAAUUACCUAAACGGUAAUAAAAACAUCAACAACAACUACUACAACUACAUUGACGACGUUAAUAAUAACAUCAACAUCAACAACAACAACAUCAACUCCUUUAAUGACAUCGAUAAAAACAUUAACAACAGUAUUAACCAUUUCAAUAAAAUCAACAACGUAGAGAAUAACGCCAUUUACAACUACCUUAGUAAUAAAAACAACAACAAUAACAACGACAACAUAAACAACGACAUUAACUACUUCAACGACAUCAGCCUGAACAACUAUAACAUCAACACCACCAACAACAACAUUAGCAUUGUGGCUGUAAAAAAGUGCAUUGAUAAAUACACAAACAAAGACAUUAACAACAACAACAUCAACGUCAACAACAACGUCAACAUCAACAACAACAUCAAAGGCAUCAACAAACACGACAUGUUAUGCAUCAGAGAAUUGGUAAAAAUGUUGGACAACAUAUCGACGGAUAUAGCGGCUCUCUUCAAACAUGUCAACAUUCACCGACAAAUCGACUUCCACAACGAAACUCUCAACCGGUUGACGGUAACCGAUCCAUCUUUAUUAAUUUUUUUUAUAUAA
Helobdella robusta is the source of this 1134-nucleotide messenger RNA. RefSeq lists its product as hypothetical. The coding region runs from base 1 to 1134 and encodes 377 amino acids. The record is from RefSeq and is a predicted model, not a curated record. The transcript has a single exon. NCBI's taxonomy places the organism in Eukaryota, Metazoa, Annelida, Clitellata, Rhynchobdellida, Glossiphoniidae.